Porites evermanni is the source of this 4027-nucleotide messenger RNA. The record is from the annotation of a GenBank genome assembly. Lineage: Eukaryota; Metazoa; Cnidaria; Anthozoa; Scleractinia; Poritidae.
AUGGAAGGGAUGAUAAAGCGGCUACAAAGUCAAUUAAAUCAAGCUCAGCGGUCUUUAUCUUACUACCAGAGACGGUAAAGACAUUUUAAGAGACUUCUGGCUGGACUAAAAUUUACAUGUACACAUUUUCAGGUGAUGAAAUUUUGACAGUACAGUAAACUUACCAAACACCCGCGUAUAAGACCCCGAUAGGUUAAGAAACAGGGAGCACCCAACAGCUGUUUUCUGUAAAAUAUCUCGUCGGAGAAGCAAAUAUCGCCUAGAAUUUUCUAUUACCUGAGGACAGUUAAAAAUUUCUAGCUGACCGUUCCAUUCAUGUACAAUUUUCUUAGCCUCCCACGCAGACGUUCUUCGGCAUUUGUCACGCAAUCACCUUCCCCACAGGAACGCGUGACGAACCCCAAAGAACGUCUGUGUGAGAGGCUACAAUUUUCUAAGCUUAUCUUAUAAAUUAGUUCCUUACGAUUUUCUGAAAAUUAAUUUCAACAUUUUACUUCCUACGUUUCUAAGGCUAUUUUUCGUAGAAAAUAGGGUACCUAACGAUUUCCUGAUCAUUUGAAAUAUGAUGGCGAGAUCGAGUGAAUCAGAAAUUAUGUCUCACUUUCGUAAUACAUAAAUAAAAUUCUUGGGAAAAAAAUAUUGAAGCCCUUGCAAUUUCGUCAAGACUCAAUUUCCCCUUGGAUGACCGAGCAGAUAUAAAUUUUGUGCAUUUCGGAGGCUAGAGUUUUAAAAGUACUCUUGAUAGCCUCAAAAUGGCUGAAUUGGGUUCCAAUUGAAGACUUGAGAUCAGGCCCAAUUCGCGACUCGUCGCUGCUUCGCGGCUCGCUCUCUCUUUCACGAAGAAAAAUUUCAAGAAAAACCUCUGAGACCAGGGUACAGGUUAUCUAAAACUGUUUCUGACAAACUAACAUAUCUUUAUAAGAUAAUGGCCACAUGAGUACUUUUCUCUCCAUUUGUUUAAUAUUGUAGAAAAACGUGUAUGAAAUAGCUCGACAUAUUUGUUAUACUGAACUUAGAAUUUAUUUUGUAUAUAUUAUUUUGAAUUAUUGCAGCAUUCUGUGAGUCUGUUGAGGGUUGCAUUUUGAAUUGUAAUAGAGAGUUAUUAAGAAACUUAUUUCAUAUACUCAAAGGCUGUGUACUUACGAUUGAGUAAAUAUUUGAAGCACAUUUCUUUAUAACUCUUUCGUUAUUAUUUGUCAUUUUUUUAAAAAGUGCUUCAGUUUCUCGAAUGAAAAUUAAACAAUAAAUACUCUGACGUUUUUCCCUUUACAAAUUCAUAAUCGAUAUCAUAUGGUCAUCAUAUGAAAGUACGUGAUCAUCAUUUAAGCUGGUAAUACAAGGGGUUUACUUAUCGUUGCCUUGCAGAAAAAUCGAAAAAUAUACUGAUAACAAAUGUAAUAACUGGAAAACACUUCGUGAUCUUGCGGCUUUUUAGCAGCUGCCCUUAGUUACAAAUUUCCUAUCAUAUCAACUCUGUUACGAUAAUUCUGGGAUCAGGCAAAAGAUCAGGCCGAAUUUUACCAGAUUUCAUUACUCUCCCUUUUCAGUCGAUCCAGUUUCGCCUUAUCGCAGGAAAUUUAUUUCAUAGUAUCAAAGCCAACGAAACAGAGCCUGGUCUCAGACUAUUAAUAACUUUGCUCAGAACUAGCCGCUUAAAAUAUGCGUUAGAAAAAGUGAUACUUGAUAGAGGUCCAAGCAACCGAGAAAGAAGCAAAUGUGAUUUUUAAAAAAAACACUCCUGACGACUUAAAACAUGUUAAAAAUGAUCGCUUUAGGAAUAAGAAAAUACAUUCCGGGUAUAUCAGAAAAAACUAACGACGUGGGAAGCACAACUGUAGGCCAGAAACAGCUCCCAGGUUCACGGGAAUGAAAGAAAAGAAAUCAUGUUUUUAUUCCUCUCAGCCUUGGGGAAAGCCGAAACUAGUGUAAAGUUUUAUUAGUAACCAACUGUUUCCCAGCGAUUCUUUCUAUUUUCACUCGCUCCAUCCUCGUCCCCCUGCGCCUUCUGUCCCAGUUUUAAGGUGAUGUUCACAAGUGACGAUUCGCAACAACGAUUGCUAGCGCAAAAUAGAGUUGCGACAUCGACUGUAUUGUUUUGAAUAGUAACAACAUUGUUCCAACAUUGCAACGCUGUGGUGCGUUAAAAAUCGUCGUUGCGAAUCGUAUUGUGUAAUAUCACCUUCAGCCAGCAGUGGGCAGACGAGUCGCCUUCAAACACGUUUCCAUCCUCGGAGACCCAGGGGCAGUUAGUGGAACCGAGGGAAAGCCUAAACGGGCGGAAAAAAUGGCGCGAGAAAAGUCCCACGUCCCUACUAUCUGCCCUGCCGCUUCCGAGGAUGCAAAGUUCCCUAUACCAACUGGUAAUGGCACAUCGACUGAGCAAUCAGUCAGUCAGAAAAGAGUAUUACCACUAACUAACAAGAGUAACUCUAUAAUGGUGUCUUGGAUCGAAGGUAGAUGCAAUUCCGCAUACAGCCCUGUUAAAUCCAAGACCCUUUUUGGAUGGACAGAUGCAGUUCUAAGAAACUUUUUAAAAAAGUGGGUCAUAUCCGCAACAGUUAACCCUGGAGACCUUGAGAAAUUUAAGUAGAUGAAAACCUCCCAAACAAAAAGAAAGUCGCGAACCCGGAAUUCCGGCCCGCGGAAGUGUUCCCAUUUCCAGGAAAUGUUAUAAUCCCGGUCCCGCAAUCAUCACAAAUGCGUUUAAAUUAAUUUUUCAUGGGCCACUGUACACAUGUGACCACGGAAUCGAAAUAGCAAAAAUGACACGGGAACAAUCUGUUCUCGGAAGCGUGUCCAGUUCUAAGAAAUGUUUAUAAUGAUUUUAUAAAGAAUGUGACAAGUGCUUUUGAAUUAGUUAUUCAUUUGCCACGUAGACUUUGUACGUACCAAGUUACUGGAUCUUUCUUGAAUUGAAGUGACUCUCCCAAUGGCAGGUGUUGGAGGUAACUACGGUGAAUCGCAAGACUUUACGCAACCAUGGAAAUUUAGCGAUGUCGUUCUGGUGGUUGAAGACCAAAAAUUCCAUGUUCACCGAGCAGUGCUUGCUGUAUGCUCCCCUGUUUUCGAAGAGAUGUUUACAUCCGAAUUUCAAGGGAACGGCGAAAAAGAGAUUCUAAUUUCCGGCAAAAUGGCGAUUGAAAUAAUGGAGUUGCUUCAAAUCAUAUACCCUUCCGUAGAAGAGAAGUUAACAGAGGAAAAUUGUCACCGCCUGUUAAGACUUGCAGAUGAAUAUCAAAUGAAGGCUAUUGUUCAAAGAUGUGAAAAUUUCAUUGUGAAAAUGAUGUACAAGUCGAAAAAAGAUCCCCUUGUAGAGCUUGUAUUUGCACAGACAUACAACUUACAGAAAUUCAAGCGGGUGUGCAUCAACCUAGCUACAUUCCUUAGCCUGGAAGAGUUGAAAAAUCAUAAUGUAUAUGAUCAAAUCCAUUUUGAGAAUAUAAAGGACAUUAUGGAAGGAAUGAUAGGACGGAUACGGUCAGCGAGAGCCGACCCUUGGAGUCAGACCUGCGGCACGGCAGCUAAAGCCGUUACUCUCCCAGUGGCAGGUGUAGGAGGUAACCAGGGUGUAUUUCAAGACUUUACGCAACCAUGGAAAUUUAGCGAUGUCGUUCUUGUGGUUGAAGGCCAAAAACUGCAUGUUCACCGAGCUGUGCUUGCUGUAUGCUCCCCUGUUUUCGAAGAGAUGUUUACAUCCGAAUUUGAAGGGAAUGGCGAGAAAGAGAUCCCAAUUCCCGGCAAAAUGGCGAGUGAAAUAAUGGAGUUGCUUCAAAUCAUAUACCCUUCCGUAGAAGAGAAGUUAACAGAGGAAAAUUGUCACCACCUGUUAAGGCUUGCAGAUGAAUAUCAAAUAAAGGCCAUUGUUCAAAAAUGUGAAAAUUUCAUAGUCAAAAUGAUGAAUUUGAACGGGUUGAGAAAGGAGGUCCUUGUAGAGCUGGUAUUUGCACAGAAAUACAACUUACAGAAGCUCAAGCACGAGAGCAUUAAACGAGCGCAAUGGCUUACCCUUGAAGAGUUGAAAAAUGAU